AUCACAAUCAGACAACAACUUAUAUUAACAAGAAUCACAUUGCUGAUUACUCUCUCACUUCCCGCAAUUUUCUCUCUCUAAAACGAGCCAUGGCUGCGUCUUCUUUCGCUCUCUCCCAAGCUGCCACCACCCUCUCUCCCUCCGCCGCUCUCCGCCAUGAAUCUUCCACUAAUAUCACGCAACCACCUUCUUCUAUAUCCACCCUCUCCAUCCCCACUUUCUCCGGCCUCAAAUCCACCUCAACUCCCUCCUCACGCGCUGUCACUCCCCGGCGUGUAUCCGCUUCUCGCCGACGUAUCAUAUCUUCGGCCGCAGUGGAGUCGCUUCAGAAGACCGAUACGUCCCUUGUUGAUAAGUCUGUAAACACGAUCAGAUUCUUGGCGAUUGAUGCUGUUGAGAAGGCUAAUUCCGGUCACCCUGGUUUGCCCAUGGGUUGUGCUCCGAUGGGGCAUAUUCUAUACGAUGAAGUAAUGAGGUAUAACCCCAAGAAUCCAUAUUGGUUCAAUAGAGAUCGCUUUGUUCUCUCCGCCGGACACGGGUGCAUGCUUCAUUAUGCCCUCCUCCACCUUGCCGGCUACGACAGUGUUAAAGAAGAAGACUUGAAGCAGUUCCGUCAAUGGGGAAGCAAAACUCCUGGCCACCCUGAGAACUUUGAAACCCCUGGUAUCGAAGUCACUACAGGUCCACUUGGUCAAGGAAUUGCCAAUGCAGUUGGUCUUGCAGUUGCAGAAAAGCACUUGGCUGCUCGAUUCAACAAGCCAGAUGCCAAGAUUGUUGACCACUACACAUAUUGUAUCCUUGGUGAUGGUUGUCAAAUGGAGGGGAUUGCAAAUGAAGCUUGUUCACUCGCGGGUCACUGGGGACUUGGGAAAUUAAUCGCUUUUUAUGAUGAUAAUCACAUUUCCAUUGAUGGUGACACUGAGAUUGCUUUUACUGAGAGUGUUGAAAAACGUUUUGAAGCCCUUGGAUGGCAUAUUGUUUGGGUCAAGAAUGGGAACAAUGGUUAUGAUGAUAUUCGUGCUGCGAUUAAAGAGGCAAAGGCUGUUACUGAUAAACCAACUUUGAUCAAGGUGACAACAACAAUUGGGUUUGGGUCACCAAACAAGGCGAAUUCAUACAGUGUUCAUGGAGCUGCAUUGGGUGCAAAAGAAGUAGAUGCAACAAGACAAAACCUUGGAUGGCCUUAUGAGCCUUUCCAUGUUCCUGAGGAUGUGAAGAAGCAUUGGAGUCGCCAUACAGCUGAGGGGGCAGCUCUAGAAGCCGAAUGGAAUGUGAAAUUUGGUGAAUAUGAGAAGAAGUAUGCAGAAGAUGCAGCCGAGUUGAAGUCUAUUGCUGAUGGUGUAUUCCCAACUGGAUGGGAGAAAGCUCUUCCUAAAUACACGCCCGAUAUUCCCGGCGAUGCAACCCGAAACCUCUCCCAAUCAUGCCUAAACGCAUUAGCACCCGUUCUCCCAGGGCUCCUCGGUGGAAGUGCCGAUCUCGCCUCUUCCAACAUGACCCUAAUGAAAAUGUUCGGUGACUUCCAAAAGAACGCGCCGGAAGAACGAAACGUCCGCUUCGGUGUCCGUGAACACGGAAUGGCCGCCAUCUGUAACGGCAUCGCCCUCCACAGUCCGGGAUUCAUCCCGUACUGUGCUACUUUCUUCGUUUUCACCGAUUACAUGAGAGGCGCUAUGCGCCUCUCAGCUUUAUCUGAAACCGGGGUCAUCUACGUGAUGACCCACGAUUCCAUCGGGUUGGGUGAGGAUGGCCCCACCCAUCAACCCAUUGAACACAUCGCCAGUUUCCGGGCGAUGCCAAAUAUUUUAAUGCUCCGGCCGGCCGACGGAAACGAAACGGCCGGAGCAUACAAGGUCGCAGUAGAAAACCGUAAGCGACCGUCCGUCCUUGCCCUUUCGAGACAAAAGCUGCCCAACCUGCCCGGAACGUCAAUCGAAGGUGUAGCGAAAGGUGGUUAUAUUGUAUCCGAUGAUUCUUCGGGCAACAAACCCGAUGUUAUCUUGAUCGGGACCGGGUCCGAGCUUGAGAUCGCGGUUAAAGCUGCGGAUGAGCUUAGAAAGGAUGGGAAAUCGGUUAGGGUUGUGUCGUUUGUGUCAUGGGAGCUUUUUGAUGAACAAUCUAAUGAGUAUAAAGAGAGUGUACUUCCGGAUAGUGUCACGGGUCGGGUCAGUAUUGAAGCCGGGUCAACUUUUGGGUGGGAAAGAAUAGUUGGAAGCAAAGGGAAGGCGAUUGGGAUUGAUAAAUUUGGGGCAAGUGCACCUGCGGGAAAGAUAUAUAAGGAGUAUGGGAUAACAGUUGAAGCUGUUAUAGCAGCCGCUAAGGAAGUUUGCUAAGUUUCUAAUAGGUAAACAAUAAAACGAAGAACGGAGAGUUUAGAUAAAGUUCAUGUAUUGUUUGAGUUUUGGUGAAUUUUGUAAUUUGAUACUUAAAGAUCUUUCUAGAUUUUGUAUUUUAUGUGUUUGAUCGUUGAUGAGUCA
Lactuca sativa (garden lettuce) is the source of this 2477-nucleotide messenger RNA. RefSeq names its product transketolase, chloroplastic. The record is from RefSeq and is a predicted model, not a curated record. Gene Ontology annotation, cellular component: cytosol. Gene Ontology annotation, molecular function: transketolase activity. Gene Ontology annotation, biological process: pentose-phosphate shunt. Lineage: Eukaryota; Viridiplantae; Streptophyta; Magnoliopsida; Asterales; Asteraceae.